CAAACUCGCCCAAAAAAAAUGAUACCGUUGUAGUAAGAAUAAUAUAAUACAAGCUUCAAUGCGUUUCGUUCGCUCAUCCUUUCUCUCUAUCUCUGUCAUCCAUCCCCACAUUUUCAUGAAAUCUCCAUGAAAAACCGUUUGUAGUUUCGACUGAUGCUUUGUUUACAAUCACAGAGCUUAUCUCUUUACGACACAAUUUUGAUUAUCUUUUCUUACUCCAAUAUCCAACCAUCACUUCUUCAAUAAGUGAGUGAAUAAUCAGUUUGGAUGGUUGGUUGUGAGGUAUUUACAUCAAUGCUUUUGAAGAAGUCAGAAGGAGGGGAGGAACUCGGGACUUUCUAUCCAAUUAGACCCGAGUAUCAAGAAGAUGCUCCUAGGACCCGUUUCAGGCCGAGGGCUGGGAAAACUUUAAGUCCAAGAAGGUGGCAUGCUGCAUUCUCUGAAGAUGGGCAUUUGGAUAUCGCAAAAGUGCUUAGACGAAUUCAAAGAGGGGGUAUUCAUCCCGCAAUUAAAGGGUUAGUCUGGGAGUUCUUGUUAGGAUGUUAUGAUCCUAAUAGCACAUUUGAAGACCGGAAUCAGAUUAGGCAGCGCAGGAGGGAGCAGUAUACCAUAUGGAAAGAUGAAUGUAAAAAUUUGGUUCCAGUAAUUGGUAGUGGAAAGUUUAUUACAACACCUAUCAUUACUGAUGAUGGCCAGCCAAUAAUUGAUUCUUCAACAAACAAUGCUGAAGGAGGGCUUGUUAAUAAUGCUGUUUCAGACAAUAAAGCAAUUCAGUGGAUGCUUGUUUUGCAUCAAAUUGGUUUAGAUGUUGUACGCACAGAUCAAACACUUGCCUUUUAUGAAAGUGAGACUAACCAGGCAAAACUUUGGGAUGUUCUUGCACUUUAUGCAUGGGUGGAUAAUGACAUUGGUUAUGUCCAAGGAAUGAAUGAUAUUUGUUCUCCAAUGGUAAUUCUUCUUGAAAAUGAAGCAGAUGCCUUUUGGUGUUUUGAUCGUGCAAUGCAGAAACUGAGAGAAAACUUCAGGUGCAGCGCAAGUUCAAUAGGGGUGCAAACUCAGCUGAGUACACUCUCGCAAGUCAUUAAAACUGUUGAUCCAAAGCUUCAUCAACACCUUGAGGAGCUUGAUGGUGGUGAAUAUUUGUUUGCAUUUCGCAUGUUGAUGGUACUUUUUCGAAGAGAGUUCACUUUUGUGGAUGCAUUAUAUCUUUGGGAGCUGAUGUGGGCCAUGGAGUACAACCCAAAUAUAUUCUCCUUAUAUGAGGAGCCUAAUGCUGUCAGUGCCACAGAUAAGAGUAAUAUAACCAUGUCAACUGAUGAGCUGCUGAAGCAGUGUGGCAAAUUUGAGAGAAAAAAAGUAAAGACUGGAAGUACGGAGCAACAAAGUGCGCUUUCAGUUUUUCUUGUUGCAAGUGUUCUUGAGACCAAGAACAAAAAAAUUUUGAAGGAAGCCAAGGGUCUUGAUGAUGUUGUCCAGAUAUUGGCCGAGAUUACCGGAAAUUUGGAUGCUAAAAAGGUUUGUGAUGAGGCAUUGAAGAUUCAUAGCAAGUAUCUGAGCAAGGCCAAAAUGCCAUAGAAAUACUGCUGGAGAGCACCAAGGCAGCACAUGUUAUUGCCUGGCUGAGGCUCCAAUUGUUUUCAUAGAUUGUUUCUCUCAUUGAUAGUGUACCCUACUUCCCUACCCCUCUCUCUCUCUCUCUCUCUCUCUCUCUCUUCAAUGUAUUCUAUUCUAUUUAUUUAUUCAUUCCUCUUUCUCGAAUUUUUUUAUUUAUCGUAAAUGAAAAUUGU
Molecule: messenger RNA, 1787 nt
Organism: Hevea brasiliensis (rubber tree)
Lineage: Eukaryota; Viridiplantae; Streptophyta; Magnoliopsida; Malpighiales; Euphorbiaceae
Product: rab GTPase-activating protein 22-like
Exons: 12
Coding region: 268-1575 (435 amino acids)
Biological process (GO): activation of GTPase activity
Molecular function (GO): GTPase activator activity
Source: RefSeq, a predicted model, not a curated record